Molecule: messenger RNA, 3325 nt
Organism: Zootermopsis nevadensis
Lineage: Eukaryota; Metazoa; Arthropoda; Insecta; Blattodea; Termopsidae
Product: putative ATP-dependent RNA helicase DHX35
Cellular component (GO): catalytic step 2 spliceosome; intracellular anatomical structure
Molecular function (GO): RNA binding; helicase activity
Source: RefSeq, a predicted model, not a curated record
GAGCGUGGAGGAAAGUGGAACUAUGUAAUAUUUUUCUGUAGGAAAUGUACAGAACACGAAUUUAUUAUACCCACGGGAAAAUGCAUGUUGUCAUAUAAAGCAGAUGAACGAAUGUGGUCAUCACUUGCGAAUCGAAAUUAAAAAUUAAUGGAUAUUUUAUACUUUUGGCACCAUUGUUCACUUUCAUUGUGUUUAUGAGCCCACGAGACUAGAAUGCUGGUUUAUGGGAAGGCGACACUUAAGAAUACUCGUAAGAUCUGUGAUUCGGACGGAUCAUUUGCACUCCAAUAGUGACAAAGAUGUUGCAGUUUGUAAGGACAUUGAGUUAUGUUUUCUUCUGAUGUGAAGCCAAGGUUUUUGAAACCAGGUGAGUGGGAAGAGGAUAAAUCAGACAUUGAUCCCAGUUUUUCCACGGCUUUUAUUUACAAUCCCCAUGUAUCACUGUCUUUGGAGCAACAGCGUGAAAGACUUCCUGUGUUCAGGAAUAGAAAUCAUAUCCUGUACCUGCUGGAGAAGUUCCAGACACUAGUUCUUGUAGGAGAAACUGGGUGCGGCAAGAGCACGCAGGUGCCUCAGUAUUUGUUGGAAGCUGGUUGGGGCGAUGAUGGGAAAAUUAUAGGGGUGACAGAGCCGAGACGUGUGGCAGCUACUACUUUGGCUAUGAGGGUUGCUGAGGAAAAGGGAUCACUGUUGGGACAAACUGUUGGUUACAGCAUUCGCUUUGAUGACAGCUUUGAUCCAGUGCACACUAAGAUAAAGUACAUGACUGAGGGAAUUUUGCUAAGAGAGAUGAUGGCUGAUCCACUGCUUAGGAAUUACUGUGUAAUUAUGCUUGAUGAAGUGCAUGAGCGAACGCUGUACACUGAUAUUAUGAUGGGUCUGCUCAAGAAAAUAUUAAGAAAACAGAAAAAUCUGAAGCUCGUAGUUGCAUCAGCAACUGUAGAUGCUGAACAUUUAUACAACUUCUUUAAUAAUAAUACAAGUAAAGAUACAACCAAGGACACUGCUGUUAUCAUGAGUGUGGAAGGGAGAUUGUAUCCUGUGGACAUACAUUAUGUGAAAGAACCCAUGCCUGAUUAUGUGAAAGGUGUAGUUGAUACAGUUACAGUAAUCCAUGAACAUGAACCGUCUGGAGAUGUGUUGGCUUUUCUUACUGGACAAGAAGAAGUAGACAGAGCUGUUAGUCUACUAAAGGAACAAAUAGUUGAUGAUAACGCCAAUUUGAAGCUUCUUAUUCUGCCAAUGUAUGGUUCUCUACCAAAUGCAGAGCAGUUGAAAGUUUUCCGUUCUACACCUCGAGGACUGCGGAAGAUAGUUAUAGCCACAAAUAUUGCGGAAACAUCAGUAACAAUCCCUGGAAUUGUGUAUGUGAUUGAUUGUGGGUUUGUGAAGCUGCGGUGGUUCAAUCCUGAAACUCACACUGAUUCUCUGGUGGUGGUUCCAGUGUCUCAAGCAUCUGCAGACCAGAGAGCAGGCCGAGCUGGAAGGGUACGUUCAGGGAAGGCAUACAGAUUAUACUCUGAAGCAGAUUUUAAUGCCUUAAGUGCAGUGACACCUCCAGAAAUGCAGCGAACCGAGCUUGCUAUGGCUAUGUUGCAGUUAAAGGCUCUUGGUAUUGAUAAUGUUUUGAGGUUUAAUUUUCCAUCACCACCCCCAGCCAGGAACCUGCAUUCAGCUCUAGGACUGCUGUAUGCACUAGGAGCUAUUGAUUAUGAAGGUCAACUCACCAAACCAUUAGGAAUUAAUAUGGCAGAAUUUCCACUCAGUUCUUUAUAUUCGAAGGCUCUUUUGAUUUCUGGUGAGUUUGGUUGCUCAGCAGAAAUUCUGUCUAUCAUAGCGAUGCUGCAAGUACAAAAUGUGUUCACGAAGCCAAGUAGCGGGCAAAAUAUUGUAAAAGCACGCAUUGCAAAACGCAGAUUUGAGGUCAGAGAAGGUGAUCUUUUGACCCUGCUUAAUGUGUACGUUUCUUACGUGAAACAUGGCAUGUCUCAAGACUGGUGCAAGAAAUACUUCUUGAAUUACAAGGGACUGCAAAGGGCCCAGGAGAUACGAAUACAAAUGUCGCAGCUCUUAAAACGAUUUAAUGUUCCGAUCAUUUCAUGUGAAGGUGACACAGAGAAGGUGUGCCGGUGCAUUACAGCCGGCCUCUUCCCAAAUGCAGCCUACCUUCAUUACUCGGGUGUGUAUAGGACUGUGAGAGGUGACCAGGAACUCUACAUUCAUCCCACAUCUGUACUGUACACACUGGAACAACCUAAGUGGCUGUUGUUCUGUGAGAUCCUGCAUACGAACCGAGUGUACAUGAAGGAGUUGACUGUGGUGAAUCCAUCUUGGCUGGAAGAACUGGCAUCACACUUCUAUGAGAAAGUUGUUGACAAAGACUAUUCUCUAUGAUGCAGAAAAUUCUGAACCUUAUUCAUGAGUUAUGACUCUUCGUGAUAUUCAUUGUAGUAAUCAUACAAAAAAUGCAUUGUGAACCUGAAAAGAAUUUAAUUUAUUUAUACUGUUCAUAUUAUGCUGUAUCACAUUUCUUUCCUUUCUUUCCUUUCUUUCUUUGUUCUUUUCUUUUCAAAUGCCUAACAGGCCUCCACAAAUGCACAGGGAUUUAAGAUCAACACGCAACGUCUUCGUUCGCGUGCUUGUCAAAGAGGCAUGUUGUAUUUGAGUUGCUGAGAACAAAAUAAGGUAAGUGAGAUUUAAAAAUAAUUUGUAUAUCUUAAAUUUGUUGAAUAUUUUCUGAUGCGUAUUUGAGAAAAUGCAAGCAAGUACUCGCACUGACCAGUGGUGAAAGCCGAGGGAUCAAACACACAUACAGUGCUGAUGCCAGGAUUGUUGGUCAGCAUCAUUUGUGUGGGGAAGGUUCCUGGAGCCUGAUUACAUCACAGGGGAUUUCCUCUACAUGGUUGUACAGCAGUUGGGGAUUCCCCAUGUAGGGAUUCCCAUGCAGUUACUUCCACACACAUACAUGCAUAUAGGUUCCCAUUAUUGUUGUUGGACUUCAAUGAAAACUUGCAAUUUGUCAAUAAUGAAUGAAAAAUGAAUUAUGAUUAUUAUCAUGUAAGGACAGGUGGAACCAGAUCAGCGGUUGGGAGACCCAGGUUCGUUAAUGAUAAGUUGUCAUUUGUAAUGUGGUUAGACUUAUGAUAUGAUAUUAAAAAUGUGAGUGUCUUAAUGGAAGAUGUGUUUACCGAAUGUUCUGUUUGUGAUUUUAUAUAUCUCACAGACUUUAAUAUUCAUUUAUUGCUGAUAUAGUCUUUUAAUGGAACAAUUAAAAUGUAUUUAUGUAGUCUUCAGAUCAUUAAAUAUGUAGUCUCUGUGAUUUAAA